Micromonas commoda is the source of this 2405-nucleotide messenger RNA. RefSeq lists its product with no specific name. The record is from RefSeq and is a predicted model, not a curated record. The transcript has a single exon. Gene Ontology annotation, molecular function: glycosyltransferase activity. Lineage: Eukaryota; Viridiplantae; Chlorophyta; Mamiellophyceae; Mamiellales; Mamiellaceae. The coding region runs from base 61 to 1635 and encodes 524 amino acids.
GCCGGAACCGCGGGUCGGAGCGUCGGAGCACGCGAUAUGGUAUCGCGAUGCGCGCUCGCGAUGAUCAUCGUGGCUAUCUUGGGUGCGAGGGCGACUGAGGCGACGCUCCCUGCCGCCGGAGCCGCGUCGGACGCCGAGAAGACUAGGUCGGAGUUUUCGCGCAGAUUGCAGAUGGCGCGGGAAGGAGAGCCCGCGAGGGAGGUGGACGACUAUCACUACGUCUUCUCCGCGGACUGCAAGCCAUACAUGGAGUGGCAGUCCGUCGCGCUCUACUACAGCUGGGUCUCCGCGGGUGCGCCAGGCCGGUUCACCCGGCUGCUCAGCUGCGACGACCCGAACUAUCCCUACGUCAACUCCGUGCCGACGCACGUGACGCCGCUAUACACCAACAUAGACCCGAAGGACCCGUACUCGGCGUACAAUCUUCCCGGGUCCAUGAUGCACUGGACCCAGCACAACCGCACCGACCGCAAGUGGAUCAUCAAGCUCGACGCUGACAUGAUCGUGCGCAAGCCCCUCAGCGUCACCGACGGGCUCGAAGCGGAGGAGGGCCUGGUCGCCGCGGGCAUAUACGGCUACCUCCACGGCGUCGACAACGAGAUGGCGCCGAUGUUCGUGCCCGCGGACGUCGUCCCGAGGCUCGCAAAGGUCGGGGGUUGGGAGAUCUUCUGGGCGAGCGACCUGGUCAAGGCGGCGCCGCUCUGGUUCGAGUACACCAAACGGGUGCGACAAGAUCCCCGAGCGUGGUGGCCGUUCAAGGGCACCGGCGACGUGUACAUCACCAAGGAGUCCCCGAGGCCGUGGAUCAGCGAGAUGUACGGGUACGUGUUCGGAACGGCCAUGGCGGGUUUGCGGCACAACGUGGAACCGAGCGCGCAGCUUUACGCGGGUAUGGCGCCGUGGGACCAGGACUCGUUCGAUCCAUUCCUGAUUCACUACGGCCUGAGGAUCGACAUCGGCGACUGGAACUGGGACAAGCACUUCGAGCUGCAGGGCACCGCGCACAGGGACAAGCUCAACUGCGAGCUGCCUUACUACCCGUUCCCGAUGGUCCCGAAGAAGCACUGGCCCGGGAGCCACCACGGCACACUGUUCCAACCGGGCCAGGAGGAGGCGCGCAGGGUAGAGAUCGUCAUGGAGCUGAUGUUGGCGCUCAACAAGGGCAUACGCGCGUGGCGGCACGUGCACUGCGGCGAGCCGUGGCCGGAGGGUCUGUCCUCAAAGGGGCUGGAGCACAUCGUGGGCGAGGUGACGGACGAUCACGCGGAGCACCGAGCGAAGGGCGACGGCCACGAGUUUGAACGCCGACGCCAACACCCGCGGGAGAAAUCGGAGGCUGAGAUGGCGCACCUCGAGCACGUGCAGGCUGCGACGAAGGCGAAGGCGGGGGAAGACUCGGCUUCGAAGGAGAGUAAACCCGCGCCGGUCGUGGGCGGGCGAAGGGCGGGCGGUGGGUUCAAGGGAAGGAACGUGAAAGACGGCAUGGCGAACAUGUGGUUGUACUUUUCGUUCGGCUGGGGGUUGGUCCUGACUGUCAUGGCCAGGUACCUGUUCUGCCCGCCGAGCGCCGGCAAAGCGCGUCGCAAGGGUCGAUCGAGGAGGCACGAGAUUCCGAAUCGUUAUUACACUUCUUAGCGAGCCUAGUUAUUGGAGACUGUUGACGAACAUGAUGGAGAGCGCGGCGAUGGUGAUGAAGAUGGGCACGGCGCUGACGCCGUAGAGGACCAGGAACCCGAAGGGGUUGCCGUCCUUCUCGUCCCCGUCGUCCUCCGCGUACGCGGCCCUCCUCUCUUCCUCGAUCUGGGUUUUGAUGCCCGCCGCCUGGUUGGCGAUCUCGGCGUACCUGGAGGGUCCGCGCUCCUUCCUCGCCUCGCUGUCCAGCCCGGGCCAUUCGCGGAAAUCCUGCAGGAGCGUCUCCACGACCAGGGCGUCGGUCGGUAUCUCGCCGGCGUCGAUCGCCUCCAGCGCCUCCACCUUCUCGUCCGCGCUCACGCCGGACUCGUCCUCGAUCCCGUAACGCUCGCGGCGGUCCGCCAGCCUCGGAUCCUCGAUCGCGAGCGUGAGCCUGACCUCGUUGAAGUUCAUCUCGCGCUUGACGUAGAGGAGCUUGAGGUAGUCCUUGAUCUCGGCGACCAUGUCGGCGAUCCUGGCCGCCUCGGGGUCCACGGCGGGCGCAGCGGGCGCGGGCACCUCGGGCUCAGCGGCGGGCGCGGGCGCGUCCUCGCCCUCCGCCGCGACGAUGGUCAGCGCGCGACGGGUUUCGCGGCGGCGACCGAGGGCCUCAGCCUUUGAGGUCUCGCGGCGGACCGCGAUCGCGGGAGCCGAGGGCCGCGACACGCGAGCGGCACGGGGCGCCGCCGCGUAAACCAUGGCGCGGGGGGUUAUUGUGGCGCGAACGAUGGUCG